Egretta garzetta (little egret) is the source of this 453-nucleotide messenger RNA. RefSeq names its product rab-like protein 2B. The record is from RefSeq and is a predicted model, not a curated record. The transcript has 5 exons. Gene Ontology annotation, molecular function: GTP binding; GTPase activity. Gene Ontology annotation, cellular component: Golgi apparatus; endosome. NCBI's taxonomy places the organism in Eukaryota, Metazoa, Chordata, Aves, Pelecaniformes, Ardeidae.
AUGGUUCUGAAACCACCUGGACAGGAGAGGUUCCAGAGUGUGCAUGCAUCCUAUUACUAUAAGGCUCAUGCUUGUGUCAUGGUGCUUGAUGUGGAGCAGAGAGUCACCUACAGGAACUUGAACAGCUGGUACAAGAAGCUGAGAGAAUUCCGUCCAGAGAUUCUUUGCAUUGUAGUGGCCAACAAAACUGAUGAUAUGAAGGGGACCCAGAAAAGCUUAAAUGUUGCCCAGAAGCUCAGUUAGCCCUUCUACUUUGUGUCUGCUGCUGAUGGCACCAAUGUAGUGCAGCUCUUCAGUGAUGCUUUCCAACUGGCAAUUGCUUACAAACAGAAUUUGGGAGGUUUCGUGGAUGAGGUCCUGCGAGAACUGGAGAGCUUUGACCUGCAGAAGAAGAGUGAGAAUUUGUUGGAUAAAGAGAACAGCUGUGCUGAAAAGAAGCCCCCAUCUGCCUAA